AUGUCUUAUUACAGAAAAGAGCUACAGCAGGUGUUGUGCCGCUAUGUCACAGACACCCUCAACGACAUCGACACUGUAAGAGGAUUCUGUGAAGACGUCUCUAAAUGGGGGCUCCAUAGGGAGACAGAAUUAAACAUGAUGAAAGAUAUCAAAGAGAGGGUUGACAACCAUGUUUCUAAGUCAGGGAGCCAUGCAAAGCUGCAGGAGGAGCUGGAUGCCGUGCUCAAGGACACUUUGGUUGGCCUGGCGAAGCUCGAAUACUUCCUGGAUGCAGUGGAGAAGCUGGCGGUCACUUCGCUCCAUGUGAUUACUGAGAACCAGGCGCUAUGUCUGCCCAAAGGGAUCAGCCCCAAUUGUGUUCAAGUUGUCAUCACUGUGGCACAGCUAAUCUGCCCUCUCCUCCUCGAGUUCAAAAGAGAUGCACAAGUCUUCUUUCUGCCCAGACUUCAGAAUGUGGAAGUGCUCUCGUAUGAGUUGGACAAGUACAUACGGACCAUGCAGACAAUCUGCGAGACAUUAGGAAGAAGUGUAACUGUCUUUCACAACUCCCUCAGUGACUUUCAUUCGGAAAUGACGACGGAAACUGUGGUGAACUUCGAAGUGGAUCUGUCUGAAGAUGACACGCGGAGGAUGCUUGAUCAUAUAAAUCAGCUGGAUGAGAUCAGGAUGAACAAGCACUUCAGGAUGGUGUUCUUGUUUCAAGAGAAAUCGUUUUGUGACUUCAUCAGUGAGUUCAGCAAGCGACAGGACAGGAUGCUGAAGUUUCUCAACGACCUGGAGGAGAGGGCUAUUCAGCUCGACAGGAUGAAUAAGGGGGCAAAGAUCUCCAGCGUGGUAGGCAACUCGGUUGGGGCGGCUGGAGGUGUGCUCUCCAUUGUUGGCUUGGCGUUAAUUCCUUUUACGGCAGGGCUGUCUCUAGGUCUGACAUGGACGGGGUUUGGUAUGGGAAUCUCCAGUGCAGCCAACAGCGCUGUCACCACCGCCACAGAGAUUGGAGUAAAUGCAACUCAAAAAAACAAAGCCAGGGAGGUUUUCCAGAAAUUCAUGGAGGAUGUGCAGAGUCUCCAGGAAUGUCUGGACAAGGUGACCAAUCAAGUCGACAUGGAAAUGGUAGAGAGUUUCAUCACAGUGGCUCUGGGAGUUGGCAAGGGUCUUCUUAAAGUUGCUGCUAAGUUUUUUACAAAAAAGUUGAUUAGAGAUGUCGUCAAGGGAUAUUUCAAUGUUGCCAGGUCAGUCAGGGCUGCCUCUGCUAUUAAGUUGUUGAAAAAUGAAGAGUUGAUUGCAGGUGUUGGUAAGGUGGUGGCACAGGAAGGUAAAGCAUUACGUAAUGUGCCCAGGGUGGCCGCUGACAUCCCAGAUAUUGGUCAGGCAGUCGCCAAAGGGCCUCUCACUCUUUCCAAGUCAGCUAGGGUAGGUCUCAUAGCAGUCAAUGCUCUCUUCCUUGGCAUGGAUAUCUUCUUCAUCGUUAAGGACAGCAUCAGUCUGGCAAAUGGCAAUGAGACCGCCUUCUCACAGUGGAUCAGGGCCAGAGCUACUCUGUGGAGCUCAGAGAUGGAUUCCUGGAAGGGGAUCCACGACUCCCUGUGCGAGGGCCGAGAGACGUCAGAGAAAAAAAAAGCUCUUCUGGAGACACCAUUUUAUCCUUAGAUGGAUGUGAAGAAGCAGAGUGAAGAAGAAAAGGAAUUUUCUCCUGAUAAAGUGGAAAAAAAUAUGAAAUAAAAGAAGCUUAUACUACUGAACACAGUAG
This is a messenger RNA of Pleuronectes platessa (European plaice), 1747 nucleotides long. RefSeq lists its product as uncharacterized. Gene Ontology annotation, molecular function: lipid binding. The record is from RefSeq and is a predicted model, not a curated record. The transcript is spliced from 3 exons. Lineage: Eukaryota; Metazoa; Chordata; Actinopteri; Pleuronectiformes; Pleuronectidae. Gene Ontology annotation, biological process: lipoprotein metabolic process; lipid transport. The coding region runs from base 1 to 1647 and encodes 548 amino acids. Gene Ontology annotation, cellular component: extracellular region; membrane.